Ipomoea nil (Japanese morning glory) is the source of this 374-nucleotide messenger RNA. RefSeq names its product small ubiquitin-related modifier 1-like. The transcript has 3 exons. Gene Ontology annotation, cellular component: nucleus. The record is from RefSeq and is a predicted model, not a curated record. Lineage: Eukaryota; Viridiplantae; Streptophyta; Magnoliopsida; Solanales; Convolvulaceae. Gene Ontology annotation, molecular function: ubiquitin-like protein ligase binding; protein tag activity. Gene Ontology annotation, biological process: protein sumoylation. The coding region runs from base 56 to 370 and encodes 104 amino acids.
GCUGAACCAAGGUCGAAUCGGAAGAAACAGCGGCAGUCCGGCAAGUGUGGAAGGAAUGUCGACGGUCACCAACGCCGGUUUCACUAACCAGGAGGAGGACAAGAAGCCCCUCGAUCAGUCUGGCGUGCAAAUCAACCUCAAAGUCAAGGGCCAGGAUGGAAACGAAGUAUUUUUCAAGAUCAAGAGAAGCACACAGCUGAAGAAGCUGAUGAAUGCUUACUGUGUCAGACAAUCUGUGGAUUUGAACUCUAUUGCAUUCUUGUUUGAUGGUCGCCGUCUUAGAGGAGAGCAGACUCCUGAUGAGCUGGAGAUGGAGGAUGGGGAUGAAAUUGAUGCAAUGUUGCACCAGACUGGAGGUGUUAUUGCAUAACAAU